AUGGCUACAUCACCAUCAUCACUACCAUUAGAUGCAAGGGGCAAACGGAUUCUUGUUGAAAACGUUGAUCGGAUUAGCAACCUCCCUGACGAUGUGUUGCUCAUGAUCCUAACUAGUUUGUCCACAGAAGAAGCUGUCAAGACGUGUAUACUAUCGAAACGAUGGGGGGAUGUUUGGAAACAACUGCCUUUUCUCAAUUUUGAUAUGAAAUAUACUCUUAAGUACGACGUGAAAUAUCUGGCAAAUCGUUCUGAUUAUGUUGCUCAAUUGAUUACCAAGGUUAUAAACAAUCACUAUGGCCAUCUAUUGUGCUGCACAAUCCAUCAUUUUUCAUACCAAUCUAGAAAUGGUAUGCUUGAAAGUUGGAUUCAAUCACUGAUUCAUGUGAAACACACCAAAACUCUCGUACUUCUAAACCUUCUUGGUCAUCGUAAGAGAGCUAGAGUGAUCAACUUGUCUCCAAACAUGUUCUCACAUCCAACCCUUGAAACACUCUACAUGAAUCGAUACGAUUUAGAAACUGCGCAUGCUUUCAACGGCUGUCAUAAUCUACUGGUUCUCAAGCUUGAAAAAAUUUGCGUUGAGGUUGGUGUGUUGAACACAAUUAUUGCAUCUUGCCCCUCUCUCAAAGUGCUCGUACUAGACAUCAAGUGGUACAGCCAAAUUGGUUGUUUCAAGAUUUAUAACAACAAUUUAAAGCUCUUGCAUUUGGCUUGCACUGAUAUUGAUGGCAUUGAAGUGUCUGCAGCUCUUCUUGAUAUCUUCUCCACUGACAAUUUUAUCACAAAAGAUAACUUCGUUCUCACGGCCCCUAGACUACUCCAGUGUAGCAAAAAUUAUUGGGCAGGAGACGGAAAGAUACCUCACAUGAGCUACAAUAUUUCAUAUAAUGCUAAGGAUGAAGAAAACGUGGGAUAUGGAUACGUGGUGAGCAAACAUACUGACCUUUUGUUACGGUUUACAUCUUUAGCUGUGAGUGUGGAUUUAAUGAAUCCCGAAGAAGUUUAUAUGCUACAACAAGUCUUGGUUGCAUGGGAAGGAGAAAUAAAAGAUCUUGAGAUUUUCUUUAAGCAUAACAAUGUUCCUAAGGAAUUAGAAGGUGAAUCUUCUAUUGGCGGAGAACAAGAGAAGAUUUGGGAGAAAGGAAAUUGGUUUUUCAAUGCUGAUUUCCGCAUAAAAGUUGUGAGAAUGUAUAAUUUUAGUGGUUCAAACAUUGAAGAAUUGGCGUUAGUUUUCCUUUUGGUGACAGAAGGGAGGGUAACAAAGAAAUUGAUGAUCAAGACGUCGUCUUAUCCUGCAAGCAUGAAGUUGGAGAUAGAAGCGAUAGUGGACAAACUAAAGCAACUUCCAGAACGUAACAAGAGGCUUAGUAUUGAAUGCUUUUGA
Messenger RNA from Arabis nemorensis, 1386 nucleotides. NCBI's taxonomy places the organism in Eukaryota, Viridiplantae, Streptophyta, Magnoliopsida, Brassicales, Brassicaceae. The record is from the annotation of a GenBank genome assembly.